Molecule: messenger RNA, 3051 nt
Organism: Alosa sapidissima (American shad)
Lineage: Eukaryota; Metazoa; Chordata; Actinopteri; Clupeiformes; Clupeidae
Gene: adam8b
Product: ADAM metallopeptidase domain 8b
Exons: 24
Coding region: 129-2645 (838 amino acids)
Biological process (GO): proteolysis; regulation of cell-cell adhesion; positive regulation of membrane protein ectodomain proteolysis
Molecular function (GO): metalloendopeptidase activity; cell adhesion molecule binding
Source: RefSeq, a predicted model, not a curated record
GCUAGAAAGCCAGGGCAGCGUGUGUUCCUGGAUAUGAUAACGUAAAUACAGAAAGCAGGCGGGGCCCCGACCCCAGCUAGAUUAGGCUACAUUGGUCACUUGGCACACAUAGCUGCUCUAGACGCACGAUGGGACACAUGCUUAUUGUUCUCUUUGCGAUCAGCAUAUCUGCUGUCUUUAGUGACUUUGUUCGUCCGCUGUCCCACGUUUCGCACUAUGAAGUUGUGCGACCGGUGAAAUUAAACAGCAGAAGCAGGCGCAGUAUAUCUGAACAGGAUGGCGCGGUGAAACAGUAUCCAGAUGAACUUCAGUAUGAGCUACACUUAGAUGGAAGAAAUCACACUGUUCAUCUGGAGAAAAAUCGGCUCCUCAUAGGAAAUAAUUACUCUGAAACACAUUACAACCAGGAUGGAACUCGUGUGACCACAUUUCCAAAUUUUGAGGAUCACUGUUACUAUCAUGGACACAUCCAAGGCUUGGAGGAUUCAUCUGUUAGUGUUGGAGUCUGUAAAGGCAUUAGCGGUUUCCUGCGGGCGGCGCAGCAGGUGUACCUGAUUGAGCCGCUGGAAGAGGGCCCAGAGGGGGACCACGCCAUCUACAAGCCCCAGCACAUGAGGGGCCGAACAGCCAAAUGUGGCCUUUCCAACAGCACCGAGGAGGACAGCAGUUUUAUCCAGCCCAGGGCAGCAGGAGUCUUCAGGCCUAAUGGCCAGCAAAACAAGCCACAUUUCAAUACACCCCGUUAUGUGGAAUUGUACAUGGUGGUUGACAAUAUGGAGUUCCUCAAAUAUAAGACCUUCGAGAAUGUGCGAGCGAGGAUACAAGAUGUAGUCAAUCACAUCGACUUGUAUUACCAAGCUGUAAAUAUCCGAGUCCUGCUGGUCGGCCUUGAAGUGUGGACACAACAGGACAAGUUCAUGGUCCAUGGUGAUGAGGGGAGAACCCUUGACCGCUUCAUUGAAUGGCGCCUGAAUGACCUUGUCCCUAGGGCUCGCCACGACAAUGCAAUGUUUGUCACCGGUAUUGAUUUUUUCAGUGACACUGUUGGCUUCGCAACCAGAAAUGCUAUGUGCACAGACAAAUCAUGCGGCGUUAACCAGGACUAUCACGAGAACGCUCUCGCCUUGGCUGCCACCAUUGCCCAUGAGAUGGGCCACAACUUGGGCAUGACGCACGACGAUCCUGACUGCAGCUGUGGGCCCACUGAGAGGAAGUGUCUGAUGGUGGCGACUGUUGAGAAGCGUCCCUGGACGUUCCCGAAGCUCUUUAGUGACUGUAGUCUGAAGCAGCUGAGUGAGUUCCUGCAGAGCCCCAGUGUCAGCUGCCUGCUGGACGCUCCCAGGCCGGACUCGCUGUACGGCGGCGCCGCGUGUGGGAACGGAGUGCUGGACACCGGAGAGGAGUGUGACUGCGGAUCUGCGAAGGACUGCCAGAACCCCUGCUGUGAUGCGUCCACGUGUCGUCUCACCGCAGGAUCAGUGUGCGCGGACGGAGAGUGCUGUGAGCAGUGCCAGAUCAAGCAACCAGGGAGCGUGUGCAGGGCAGCAGCCCAUGACUGUGACCUAGCUGAAUACUGUACCGGGAGUUCUGGAGCCUGUCCCGAAGACUCCUUCAAGAUGAACGGAGUGGAAUGUAACUAUGGCAGAGGCUACUGCUACAAUGGCAUGUGCCCGAGUGCAGAAGGACAGUGCAAGAGACUGUGGGGCCCAGGUGCUCAGGCACCUCCCGAGUGCUUCCAUUACAACUUGAAAGGGGUGGCAGAAGGCCACUGUGGAGUGUCUGGUCGAAAGUACAAACGCUGCUCAGACAGGGACAUGGUGUGCGGUAAGCUGUUCUGCAUGGGAGGGAAUAAGAUUCCCUUUGUUGGCCGCGGUGGAGGCUGGACAUCGCGCGAGUGCUUCUUUGUGACCGAUGACACAGACAUUCAUGGGUUUGGUAUGGUGCCAACCGGCACCAAGUGUGGUCUAAACAAGGUAUGCUACGACCAAAUGUGCCAGGACAUCAACGUGUAUGGAAACGAAAACUGCGCUGAAAAGUGCAACAAUCAUGGGGUGUGCAAUCAUAAAGGAGAGUGCCACUGUGACAUCGGCUGGGCUCCACCUGACUGCAGCAGCAGAGGAUACGAGACCCAUGGUAACAGUGCAGUCAUCAUUGGUGUGAGUGCAGCUGGUGCUGUGAUCUUACUGCUAGCUCUUCUGGUCGCAGUGACCAGGCUCUGCAAAAAGGGAAAAGCAACCAGAUUCUUCUGUAAAAAGAAGCCUCACUCAGGGAAGCUGACGCCAUCCUACCAGAGGGACCUCGCCAGUGACGGCCAGCUCACACAGCCGCUCCACAUCAGCCAGCCGGUGUUCAUGGAGACCACGUCCAAGCGGAUUGAUGGCCCCACGGUGAUAACCGUCAUGCCCUCCCGCCAGGCACCAUCGCCACCCACAAACUCACCAAGACUGCCAAGUCAGGGGCAUAAUACCCAGAUGAGGCCUAUGCCCCCACCGAAGCCCUCGCCUGCUGCCCCUGCAAAGCUGGCCCAUAAGCCCUCUCCACCUCCAGUGCCCCCAGUGAAGCCAUCUGUGGCCAAUGGAGACUGGAAUCACACACAGUCAGGAACAGGAAAGCCGGCGUGGAGGCCUCCCACCAUUCCGAGAUGAUGACUCGGAGCGAGGUCAUGGCGUGAGUCACCCAAUCAAAGCAAAGCCGUCCUCAGAUUAACUUCUCCGAGCCAGACCACUGUUCCGGUGCAGACCUGCCUCUGAGAAGGCUCCUCAGGAACAAAGCCUUGGUGUUUCAGGUACACAUGAGGAAUUAGGGACAUACAGGAGGAAAUGCCUCUGAUGUCAGAUUAAUGUCAGAUUUGUUCAAAAUGUUUGCUCAAAGUUUUUUUUAAGGUUAGGGUUUAUUGUGUAUUGUUUAUAGGAUCCCCAUUAGCUAAGUAUAGUGUAUAUAUAUACUUUCUUUUUUUUGACCCCGUGAGGGAAAUUUGGUCUCUGCAUUUAACCCAAUUGGUGAAUUAGUGAAACACAAACAGCACACAGUGAGGUGAAGCACACACUAAUC